Oryctolagus cuniculus (rabbit) is the source of this 7266-nucleotide messenger RNA. Lineage: Eukaryota; Metazoa; Chordata; Mammalia; Lagomorpha; Leporidae. The record is from RefSeq and is a predicted model, not a curated record.
GCCCGCUGCGGCCGCUCAGCCCCGCCGCCGCGCACGCAAGGCGCUUUGGCCCCACCCGGCCACCGUUGCGCUCGCGAACGCCGCGCCCCUGACCCGGAAGAGCAUUCUCCUUAGCAACUGCGGGUCCGCGGCGGCGCCGGCCUCCCGGGAGCGACGCAUAGAGCUGUAUUGGAAGUGGAGCAUCCUGGACACAAACUGGCGCCCAUAUAGAGUGCUGGUGCUGCAGCUAACCUACUACGCCUCAGCGCGGGCCUCUCCCAUGUGGUCUUAACAGGAAUAAUUUGGCUUCAGCCGUAAGCUUACAUACCCAAAGAGUAUUGCACUUGGUCAUCCAGCAUCCAGCUUCAGCUUAAGGGUCAUCGUGUGGUCUUGACUGCUGGAAUGAAAGAAGCGCGCCGAUGAUAGUGUCGUGCUUCGGAGCCAGGCCUCGUUCUCUGGGACUCUUACUUCUGGCUGCUAGUGCCUCCUGAGCUGCCCAAGGCAGACGCGUGCUGAGUUGAGCAGUGGAAGCUCCCCUGGAUCUGGAGAGAAGAGGCGACCUGGGAAGCAGGAAUGAGCCAUCCUGACUACAGGCUGAACCUGCGGCCCCUGGGCACUCCCAGAGGUGUGUCCUCUGUGGUCAGCCCACGUGGUGGUGGUGCUUCCCCAGGUGACAGAAAGUCAAAGAACAAGUCCACGCGCGGGAAGAAAAAGAGCGUAUUUGAAACCUACCUGUCCAAGGAGGAUGUCUCAGAAGGCUUGAAGAGAGGAACACUGAUCCAGGGUAUAUUGAGAAUUAAUCCAAAGAAGUUUCAUGAAGCCUUCAUUCCUUCCCCGGAUGGUGACCGAGACAUUUUCAUUGAUGGGGUUGUUGCUCGAAACAGAGCCUUAAAUGGAGACGUGGUGGUGGUGAGACUACUUCCCGAAGAGCAGUGGAAGGUGAUUAAACCAGAAAGCAGCGACAAAGAAGCAGAAGGUGCGUACGAGGCAGACCUUGCCGAGGAGCUCUGUGGGCACCACCUUCCGCAGCAGUCCCUCAAAGACUGCAGUGACGGCCCUGAUGUCAUCAUAGAGGCCCAUCUUGGUGACAGCGACUCGGAAGAUGGUCACGGCAACACACAAAAUACGCUGCUGGAUGGUGUCAAGAAGCUCUCCGUGUGUGUGCAUGGAGAAGGAAAAGAGGACGCUGGUGAGCCAGAUAGAAAAGACGAGAGUGCUUCCUCAUCACAGGACACAAGAGCUUUGUCAGAGAAGUCGCUGCAGAGAUCCGCAAAGGUCGUUACCUACAGAUUUUCCCCGCUUGUCCCCAUGGCUGUCACCUGAGCUCCUGGGUGAUGUCUCUUGUGUGAUUUGGUCAGGACUGCACUUUUCAGUUACCAGGAAAGUCAGUAGAAGCACGAUCAUAAACAGUGACUAUUUUUUUAACUUUAAACAUAUAAGUAAUGUGCGUAUUUGCCUGCUUUGGAUGAAGGGCCAGUGCAUCGGGUGUGAGUAUGUUUAUCAUCCUUGCUUAAACCAGACUUGUAAUGCAGCAUCUGUGAUUUCUUCUUUGGGUUAUUUAUUUUUAAAGAUUUGUUUAUUGUUUUGAAAGGCAGAGCAGUAGAGAGACAGAGAGAGAUCAUCCAUUUGCUGGUUUACCCCCGAUCCCCCAGAUGGCUGCAGUGGACAAGGCUGGGUGAGGCUAAAGCCGGGAGCCUGGAACUCCAUCUGGUCUCCCAUAUGGGUGGCAAGGGCUAAGCACUAGGGCCAUCUUCUGCUGCUUUCCCAGGCACAUUAGCAGGGAGCUGGAUCAGAAGUGGAGCAGCCGGGACUUGAGUUAUACUCAGUUAUGGGUUACCAGAGUCACAAGCUGCAGCUUAACCUGCUGUGCCACGACACAGCCCCCAGUUUUGUUACUUAAAGUGGAGUGAGAAUGCAGACUCUGCAGAAGCAAUGUGAAAACAGACUUCUUCCAGGUUUUUAUUGUUUUUAGCUCUAUUUUUUAUUGCUGUCAUGCCCAUGACAAUUUCAAUGUAAAUUUUUAAUUUUAAUGAAUUUUUUUUAAGAUUUAUAUAAAAGGCAGAGUUACAGACAGUCGGAGGCAGAGAGACAGAGAAGUGUGCCAUCCACUGGUUCAUGCUCCAAGUGGCUGCAACAACCGGAACUGGGCCAGUCUGAAGCCAGGAGCUUCUUCUGGGUCUCCCACGUGGGUGCAGGGGCCCGAGGACCUGGGCCAUUCUCCACUGCUCUCCCAGGCCACAGCAGAGAGCUGGGAUCAGAAGUGGAGCAGUCGAGACUCGAACCAGCGCCCAUAUGGGAUGCCGGCACUGCAGGCUGUGACCUUAUCCACUAAGCCUGCCCCAUAAUAAAUCUUUUGGUUUUUCAAAAGUGUUUAUUUGUCAGAGAAGUAAUUGUUUUUACAUUUGUGUUUUAUUAUCUUGCACUCAGAUGUGGGGUUAGACACAGCCCACUCUAGCUGUGUGCACAGCUCAGAGUGGCAGAGGUGCAUAGGGCCGGGAACACAGUGGCGUCACAGCAUGAGGCUUCAGCUGCCAGUGGCAUCUGUCAGUGCCUUUAACCUAGGAAUGCAGAGCGGCUGUGCUGCCAGCAGGUGGGUUGAGAGUGUCUCCUGUGCUGCCUAUUACCAGGGGGACUUUCCAAGUGCACUAUGUAUGCACUGCUCCUGUUUCUCACUCUCUCUGACAUUUUGAGGACUAACCAUGUAGCAAGCAGCAUGCUAGGCAAGCAGGAUUGUAAUGAUGGCUAGAUCUGGGCUCAUUCUUUUUUUUUUUUUUUUUAAAGAUUUAUUUAUUUGUUUGAAUGGCAGAGUUACAGAGAGGCAGAAGCAGAGGCAGAAAGACAGAAAGAGACAGAAGUCUUCCAUCCGCUGGUUCACUCCCCAGAUGGCCGCAACGGCCGGAGCUGUGCCAGUCCAAAGCCAGGAGCCAGGAGCUUCUUCCGGGUCUGUCACAUGGGUGCAGGGGCCCAAGGACUUGGGCCAUCUUCUACUGCUUUCCCAGGCCACAGCAGAGAGCUGAUUGGAAGUGGAGUAGCUGGGUCUUAAACUGGCGCCCAUGUGGUAUGCUGGCACUGCAGGUGGUGGCUUUGCCCACUAUGCCACAGUGCCAGCCCCUCAUCCUGUUUUAUUUGACCUGUGCAGUAUUUAAAAUUUUUGACUAGUUUGCAUUUAAAAAAAAAAUACUAUGGGGUGGACAUUGUGGCCUAUCAGGUUAAACUGCUACUCGGGACACCUGCAUCCAUAUUAGAGUACCUGGGGCUGAGUCCCACUCUGCUUCUGCCUCCAGCCCAGCUUUCUGGUAACGCACCUGGGAGGCAGCAGGUGAUGGCUCAGCCACACCCAUGUGAGAUCCAGAUGGAGUCCCUGGCUCCUGGCUUCAGCUUGCCCAGCCCUGACUGUUGUGGGUGUUUAGGGAGCGAACAAGAAGAGGGAUGAUCUCACCCCCCCACCCCCUCCACCCCUGCCUUUCAAAUACAAAUUAAUAAACAUUUUAAAAUUUUGUUAAGUUAGGAGUAUUCACAUAAAAAUUAGAAUUUUGACUUCUUCUGCCAAGAGAAAACAUCUGGCAACACUGCACCCCUAAGUGAGCCCGAGCUGAGUAGAGCCCUGCUUCUAGAGCUGUGUUCUCUGAUGUGCUGUGGCCCCAGCCCUGUCUGCUCCCUCCUUCCUUCCCUCCAUUCUCCCAUCCCUUUUUUGAGAUAAUGUUUCUUAAUGAAUUCAACCAGAAAUUACAACACAAAAUCAGCAUUUGUAGGCAAAACUUAUGCUGUGGUAGAGUUAUUUCCACGACAACUAACAGUAUAGGAACCCCAGGUAAAGCCGGGUUACUCAAUAUAUUUCUUAUGCUGUCAGCAGUUAGAAUAAGAAACAGGGACUUCCUGCUGGAGAAAAUGGCAUAGACUUGAUUUUUGCUCUUUCCACAAAGUACAGCUGUGAACUCUGGGAGAAACUAGAGGUAACCACAGGACAAUUCUGGAAAGUGGAAAGAGGAAGCCAAGCUAACUAGGAACCCCAGGAUGAGAGAAACAACAUCAUGGCAGAGACUUUACAGCUCCCACCGUCAGAAGGUGAUACAGGCCUAGGGUUUCUGAGUCCCAGCCUAGCCAUAGAGGGUGGCACAGGUAGACUCACUCCAUUCAGAUCUAACAGAAAUCCUUCUAGAGACAUCAGACCACCCUGGCCGCACCUGCAAGGGCAAUUAACUGAGACUCUGAUAACAGUAAGUGACCAGGGGGACUGUCUUCUUCCCUGUCCCCCCAGUGUCUGAGACUUCUCCACCAGUACGGGCAGUCCCACCACAGGGACAGCCCGGCCUAGGAAGCCUCUCUCCUCCCUCCUACCCAGUGGCACUGGGAACUAAAGAUGCUGAUGGAAGGGAUCUUGCUACCACAGACAGCCCAGCCUGGGAAGCACACUGUUCUCCCAGACUCCUCCUCCUUCACUCAGAGACCAUGGAAGUCGGUGGCAUUGAAGGGAGGUGUCGCCACAACAGGAAACCCCGGAUGAAGAGCCUCUUUGGCCCUGCAAGCUAGGGUUGCCUGGGCCAUGGUUAGGGAGACUAGGUGGCCUGGCCUGGGGAAGUUCCUUCCAGCCCCACAGGCAAUGCCAGUGGCACCUUACAAACCAACCACACCAAGAUAGUGCUGGAGCUACAGCAGUGCAGACCAGGACCUGCGUGCUAAACCUAACCAGGCUUACUGCCUUCUAAUACAGAAGACUUCAGUGAGACCCAGAGGCUCUUAACAUGACCACCGAAGAUCUAGGACACAAUCAGAAACUACCCACCAUUCCAACAAAUAGGAAAAUCACAACAGGAGUGAGAAAAGACAUUCGACUGAUUCCAGUUCCAGUACUGAGCUUUUGCAGUUCAAGGACAAUGGCUUUUAAACAGCCCUCCAGACAACAACAACAACAACAGCAAAACAACUUCAGUUAGCAAUUAAAAAUUCUCUUGAGAAAAUAGGAAAUCGCAGCAAAGGAAUAGAAAAGUCAUAAAAAAGGACCAAAUGGAUGUUACAGAACUGAAAAAUGCAGUAACAAAUAGAGUACUUGCUGGAUGGGGUCAAGAGUAGCAUAAAGAUAAUGCGGCACACAAUCAGUUAACUGCAGGGCAGAUUAGUGGAACUGACCCAACCUCAACCACUGGAAAGUAGACUUUAAAAACCAUUUAAAAAGAGCCUCUGGGAAUUGUGAGACAAUAAAAAAAAAAAGAUUCAACAUUUAUAUAAUUGGAGUCGCAGAAGGCGAGGGUCAGGAGAGUGGGCUGAAAGAAUAGACUAUGGGGCCAGCGCUGUGGCGUAGUGGGCGAAUCUGCUGUCUACAGUGCCUGCAUCCCAUAUGGGUGCUGGUUUGAGUCCUGGCUGCUCCACUUCUGAUCCAACUCUCUGUAUGGCCUGGGAAAGCAGUAGAGGAUGGCCCAAGUCCUUGGGCCACUGCACCCAUGUGGGAGACCAAGAAGCACUCCUGGCUUCAGAUUGGCCCAGCUUUAGUCAUUGUGGCCAUUUGGGGUGUGAACCAGAGGAUUGAAGAUCUUUCUCUCUGCUUCUGCCUUUCAAAUAAAUAAAUCUUAAAAAAAGAAAAAAUAAUAGACUGUACUGACUUGGGGACAGGUAGACAAAUGUCAUAGAGGUUCUGAGAUCCUAGCAAAAGUUGUCAACAUUAACAUGUCACAGUGUCUGAGCAGUUGACGUUUGCAACCACUUGACAGUUUGUGUUGAAGGUUAGGGGAGACCAACGGCUGAAUGGCAUCAAGCCUGAGGAUUUGUAGGCUGGAAGUAGUGGGAGGACAGGAGGAUGUGGCACUUGACAGCGCAGAUAAUCAGGCUGCAAGUGAUGAAACGUGGUGGCUCAGGGACGUGGGAAAGCGUUCACAGCUUAAAUGGAGCUAGCAGACUUACAGGACAGGAGAUGGUUACAGCCCGGGAAGCCUUGCUGUGGAAAAGCCUAAUAAGGGAGCUGCAUGAUGGAUCAGCCUGAGCGGUGCUGGGGUUGUAUCAGUUCCAGAUGACACCCAGGAGAGGCCCUGAGGGUGGGUUGCUGAAGGUGAAUGCAGGUGAAAGCCACUGGCAUGGAAGAGGUGCACGCCUCACCUGUGAAGACAAGAUGGUGGCUGGAGGACGCUGAGAAAGGCAGACUAACCAGACAUUACGGAGUAGCCAGGAGGCUGGUCAGUGGGGGACACGACCAAGAAGGGGACAGACAGGCUGCAUGAGACGAGAGUACAGAAACACGCAUGAAGCCAGAAGACGGCAUGGUCUGGAUGUGGCAGUGCACCCAGGAAAGCCUGGGUGCUCCCUAAGGGCUGUGUGUGGAGGCAGAGCAAGGCGCUGGAGCGCUCAGUUCUUACGGCAGAUGAGCACGUGCGAGGCGUGUCCAGCAUAUUCUUGAGCGAGGUUUUCCGCAGUUUUUCCAGAUGGGAAGAUGUUUUCCAGGAAGGGUGGGGAGUUAGGAGGGAGAGAGUAGAGGUAGUAGGACUGAGGUUGAGUGAGGCCAGGUGUCCUGCGGUCGUAGCAGGCGUGACUGGGAGGCGGCCGUUGCACACUCAGUGGGCUGAAGGUGCUCUGCAGACAGGCGCAGCCCACGUGGACACGCAUUCACGAGCAACAGAAGUGGCUGGCUCAGGGCAGCUUGAAUCUUAGCUCCGGGUUCUGGAAUUGCAAGUAAUUCCAGCAAAGCGCCAAAACCAUCUACCGUGCGGAAGGAGAGAGGCGGGAAGAAUGCCUUUGCCCAGAGGGCGGGGGAGAGGAUCCACUUUCUUUAGAAUGCUUCUCUCUUGGUAGAAGUAGAAAUGUGCACGGUGCUGUGGUGGCCUGAGUCUUACCUGGUAAGAUGAGAGACUGGGUUUAAUCUUGGAAAGAAAAGGAGGAUUAAGUGUUUCCCUUUACAUUUGUUGGAAGCAUAAUUAAGAAGAGCAAUUUAUAUCCAUUUAGUAAUACUUUUUAAAAAGCAGCCACUGUGUUGUUCAUGUAAGAUGGUGGUAUUAUUCCAGUGAAAACUGAGAUGCGUAACGAAUCCCUGGAGCUGUGCUUCCCUGCUGGUACCCCCGCACCCUCGUAAGCCCCGGUCGUGGCUGUAAGAGCACUUCCGUCUCAUUGAUCCACACGCUACAGAGCGUUUUCUUGCAUGUGUGUGCUUACAGGAUGCUUAAGUUGACGCAUGAUAAGUAGAGGCUCUUGAUUUUGACCCACAGAAGUUACUGCACCCAGCUGGUUGAUCAGAGCCCAUCCUGCUGACUUUUCCAGCUGUCCCCCAGCUCUGUCGGUGAACAAUGUUGAUUCCGUCUUUGGUGU